Molecule: messenger RNA, 1729 nt
Organism: Hemicordylus capensis (graceful crag lizard)
Lineage: Eukaryota; Metazoa; Chordata; Lepidosauria; Squamata; Cordylidae
Gene: ORC6
Product: origin recognition complex subunit 6
Exons: 7
Coding region: 291-932 (213 amino acids)
Biological process (GO): DNA replication initiation; DNA replication
Cellular component (GO): nuclear origin of replication recognition complex
Molecular function (GO): DNA binding
Source: RefSeq, a predicted model, not a curated record
UUUUUUUUAAUGCCCCGAGCGGGAUAGAAGAGAAAGCCACCGGGAAAGGGGAAAAAACGGGGAAGUGAGAAAAGAAGAAGCGGUAGUCUCGGCUCGCCUGACGUAAGGGAGUGGGCGUGGCCAGAGCGCACGGGGGCGAACGUCGAAGGAAAGACGAUGAUGGGCGUGGCCUGAGGAAGGGCGUGGCCGGCAGACGUUCGGAAGGGGCGUGGCUUGAGCCCGUGUGUAGCCAAAAAGCGGAAGAAUACUUGCGACUGUCCCAAGUGAAAUGCGCCACUUUGCUCGUUCAGAUGUCUGCCACAAGCAGUGCCGUUAUUUGCCUGGACUUGGCAGCUGGCUUCAUGAAGCAACCUGUAGAUAAAAGUUAUUUGGUGAAACUCUCGGGCUUGAACAAGAGCGCUUACCAGAGCACCUUGAGGUCCUUCGAAAGUCUACUGGGCAUGCCUUCCAACCUUGGCCUCCGGGACCUGGCCAUUCAAUUCUGCUGCUUGGAGGCCGUGAAUAUGGCUUCAAAAAUAUUGCAGAGGUAUGAAUCCACACUUCCUGAAGCUCAGCAAACAGAUCUUGACUUGUCUAAGCCUUUGUUCACGACGGCGGCCCUGUUCACAGCUUGCAGGUGUUUGAAACUCCAAGUGGAUAAGAACAAAAUGGCGGCCACCUCUGGGGUAAAGAAGACCAUAUUUGACCGGCUUUGUGGCCAACUGCAGAAGAUUAGCGGCCAGAUCAACCGAGAAAGCCCCAACUUAACUCCUGAGGCCACCAAGCCCCAGAAGACCUACCUUGAACACCUUGAAAAGGAAGAAGCUGCUGGAACGCAAGCUGAGCUUCCUCGCAAGCGUCCCAAAAGUGAAAUGGAAGCACAAGAAGAGUACGAAGAAUGGAAAAGGAGAAUUCUGGAAAACGCCGCUAAAUCGCGAAAGGAAGACCUUUGAUCUGAGCGUAUUAAAAUACCAGCCAUCCUUCUGAGUUUUAACUUUAAAUGUAGUUUUAGGAUAGCAGCGUUCAUGGGACUUGUGGAGCACACGUUUCCUGUGCUGUACCUCACAGUUGUGAGAAUUGUCCUUGGGGAGAGGUGAAUGCAGAAGCCAACUCUAAAGAUUGGUCAGCCUCAUCCAUGAGGACUAGGCUGCUGAAAUGGCACUCCAAGCCCUCAAAUCAUAGAUUCCCUGGGCAAGCCUUCAGUAGCUGGGUAUUCACCUUACUUUAUGGUUGAGGCCCAUGAGGACACAUUUUGAAGUUGCUUAAAUCUCUCAUGGUUUAGCAAGCUGGGGGACCCUUUCCCCACUGAAAUGAUCCCUGUGCCACAGACCAGACGCACCAUAUCUAAAUCUGGAUUCUACAAUAUUAAAUUAACUGUCUCCUUCCUCUGAUUGCAGGACCACACUUAUUCCCCAAUCCCAGUUGCAUUUGUUGGUAAACAAAUCCCAUUACUUUCAACCGAACUUGCUUCCCUGGAAGAAGCUUAGAAUCAGAUGGUUAGAUGUACAUCCAAAUACAAAUCCUAAACACCUGUCCAUUCAGUCAUGUUUAUUCUUCAAAAUAUUUCCUAAGUGGGAGAUGGAUAUUGUAGAACCGUGUUCUUUAGCUGUGUGUUUUAAUGUUCAUUCUUCUUAGUAACAUCUUAAAUCGGAUGUCUUGUUUGAGGUGCGGCUCUCAAACAAGACUUAACUCCUUUCUGUACAAGACUUAACGUUUCUGGAGAAACAGCAAUAAAUAUUUUUUAAUUCUU